Liolophura sinensis is the source of this 2096-nucleotide messenger RNA. Its product is annotated as beta-alanyl-dopamine/carcinine hydrolase-like. The transcript is spliced from 11 exons. Bases 155 to 1348 code for a protein of 397 amino acids. Lineage: Eukaryota; Metazoa; Mollusca; Polyplacophora; Chitonida; Chitonidae. The record is from RefSeq and is a predicted model, not a curated record.
CGGCGAAGUAGAAAAGGGUGAAAUUUGCGGUCAAGCCAUGGUGAUAUACGACAUCGUUGCGACCAAACACACCGUCUGAAUAAUCGUCUUGAGUCAUCAAGGGGUUUAUUUGAUCUCACAGUAUGAAGUGAAAGACUCGUCUCACUUCUACACGAUGCAGUCCUCCAGCGAACGUCUGCCUGAAGCUUUGCCUGUCCUCUUCACCAAAGGCACAUCGUACGAAGUCGGAUUCAACAUUGGGAAGUGUUUCUCGGAGAGGAUUCGGACCUACCAUGAACGACAAGGCAAAUUCCUGAGCAGCAUGGUCCAAUUCUAUGAUUCCGAUGAAGGUCGGAAACACCUUCAAGAGUACAUUGACGCUUCCGAAAACCGGUUUCCGAACUACAUGGAGGAGAUCAAGGGAACAGCUGAUGGAUGUGGAAUAGCAUAUGAGCAGAUCUUGGUCAGUAACUUUUGGCGUGAACUCUACGCCCAUCCGAGCAAUUCCGGCUAUGGCAAGGCGGCAAUUCUGGAAGAACCAAUGGGGUGCACCGACAUUCUGUUAAACAACGACAAGGCGAAAGUGAUCGGACACAACGAGGAUGGCGAGCUAACAAUGAAUGAUCAAGACUACAUCGUCUGUGCGGAAAUAGACGAGUACAAAACGAAAGACGGUCGGGUGUUUCCCGCGGAAAAGUUUGUGGCUCACACCUAUCCGGGUGUUUUACCCGGCGGAUGUUUCGCCUUCAACAGUCACGGGCUAGGCUAUUCGGUCAACACGUGUUGGUCGAUCACCAUCCCACGUAACAAAAUAGGAGAGGCGAUCCACAUGAGACACUUUCUCACAGCGAGGGACACGGGUGACUUAUUGCGAAUACUGAGAGAUGAAGACGCUGGCUCGACUACAGGGCUCGGAAUUAACGCGGGAUUUUUACAUGAACAAGACCUUCACAGUUUCGAGAUUGCUCCGUAUUUAGACAAACCUGGAAACAAGGUCUCUAUGGUAACCAUAUCCAAUGACAACAGAAGUACGUCAAUCGACGGACCCUUCUACUGUAGAACGAAUCACCCCUUACAUUUACCGACAGAGCCAAUGUUCAGUUCUAAUGAAGGAACAGUAUUACGCUAUGAACGGGUUCGUCAGAUAUCGACCAGAGAGACGCGUGAUGACGUUCUGCGCAUUCUCGGUGAUCAGCAGCACCCGCAGUUUCCCGUUUACCGCCGGGGUCAAACUGACAAGGACACCUCUAACGGAACCGCUUGUACAUCCUUAAUCGACUUCAAUAGAAAGACCCUGAGUGUGUACAAGAACAAUCCCAGAGAUGCUAAGGCCCCAGUUGUUAACCUGGCGAUGACAGUAUUUGACUAACCCUCACAUCAGUCAUGCGCACUAAUCUCUAUAACCGGAAAACUUAUAUUCCACCAUAACAGUGAUUUUUUUCUCUGUAUGUUCAUUAGUAUCUAACAAGUCAUUAGUAUAUAACAAGACCACAUCUCUAUAUAUUUGUGAACUUUUUCAAGAUUUUAAUUUCAUUAUUAUGAUGCUUUUAAGAGUUUUAUGAAACCCAUGUAUAGGCCAAGUUCUAGCCCAGACGGACAUAUACUAAUUGAGGAGUAAAUAAAACUGUAUUAUUCGUAUGAUAAGCUGUAAGAUAAGAAAUUGUGAGACAAGUUGGAAAAACCUCUGUUUUAAUGUUGUGGCUGAAUUAAUCCACAUUUAUUAAUUGACUGGGUGUGUUAUCUAGUACAGCCUGGGUGGGGACUCUGUGACUUAGUGAUUAGCAUGGUAGCGCAGCACAAUGACAGAAGAGACUCUCAUCAAUGCUGUUGCUGUGAGUUUCUCUCCGACCGUAUGUAGGCCUACCUGUGAAGGUGGUGCCGAGCUACCUGCUCUUGGUCGUUUUUCUCCCCCAAGCUCUACCCGGUUUCUUCCCACCACAGUGAUAAUCGUGUAGCAUUAAUUCAGAUUUGAAGUUAGGAGUUAGAAGUUACAACUUGUAUCUUCUAACUAAACAUCUCUAAUAUUGAAUACGAUGUGAAACACCAAUCAAAGAAAUCAGUCAACUAAUGACAAUAAGUGAUAGACGACGGUCCCGUGGCCGUUUGUGUCUUCUAAC